AUUGCAGAGAGGAGAUGGCCCGUACCAAGCAGACCGCUCGCAAGUCCACCGGCGGGAAGGCGCCUCGCAAGCAGCUGGCUACUAAAGCCGCUCGCAAGAGCGCGCCGGCCACCGGGGGCGUGAAGAAGCCCCACCGCUACCGCCCUGGGACGGUGGCCCUCCGGGAGAUCCGCCGCUACCAGAAGUCGACGGAGCUGCUGAUCCGCAAGCUGCCCUUCCAGCGCCUGGUGCGCGAGAUCGCGCAGGACUUCAAGACCGACCUGCGCUUCCAGAGCUCGGCCGUGAUGGCGCUGCAGGAGGCCAGCGAGGCCUACCUGGUGGGGCUCUUCGAGGACACCAACCUGUGCGCCAUCCACGCCAAGCGCGUCACCAUCAUGCCCAAGGACAUCCAGCUGGCCCGCCGCAUCCGCGGGGAGAGGGCUUAAGCGACUACCCGAAAAACUGCUAAGGGGCUCCUUGCAAGUUUAGAAACCCAAAGGCUCUUUUAAGAGCCACCACAUACUCGUAAAGUGGCUGAGACAUGAUAGGUCUUUAAAGAUACGUAUGUUACAUGUUUCAUUAUAUAAUCUCCCUGGCGCAGAGUGGCAAGCGGCAGUACUGCAGCUCAACCUGAGUUCGAUCCUGCCGGCAUCCAGGUUCAGGUAGCCGGCUCAAGGUUGACACAGCCUUCCAUCCUUCCGAGGUCGGUAAAACGAGUACCCAGAUUCCUGGGGAUAAAAAUGCCAAGAAAACGUCGGGAUGCGACGUCCCCCCCCCCAUGGGUCAGUAAUGACUCGGUGCCGGCACAGGGGGUCUAAGAGCUCUUCCUCACUUCGCACCUCAACCAAUACUUUUUUUAAUUGUGAAUCUUACCAGGAUAAUUUUUAGCAGCCUUUCGGGUAGUGGGCAGGAUCAAAGCGGCUUAUUUUUACAACUAAUGAGAAGCUAGACUGAAGGGAGCUCUGCCUCUAAACCUUUACCAUUGACAUCUUGUAUAGAGUAAGGGCCCAAUAGCAUCUUGACAUUUCCAGGGUGUGAGAUUUCGAGAAAACUCGACCCCGAGUCUUCCAGUCUUAACUUGCUACCACUAUAGUUCUAUCAAGACUACCAGUGUGAACUCGAAACCUUACACAGAACUGCUGUGUUCAGGGUGGAGUU
This is a messenger RNA of Eublepharis macularius, 1137 nucleotides long. Its product is annotated as histone H3. The record is from RefSeq and is a predicted model, not a curated record. NCBI's taxonomy places the organism in Eukaryota, Metazoa, Chordata, Lepidosauria, Squamata, Eublepharidae. Gene Ontology annotation, molecular function: DNA binding; protein heterodimerization activity; structural constituent of chromatin. Gene Ontology annotation, cellular component: nucleosome. Bases 15 to 425 code for a protein of 136 amino acids. The transcript has a single exon.